Molecule: messenger RNA, 1632 nt
Organism: Abrus precatorius (Indian licorice)
Lineage: Eukaryota; Viridiplantae; Streptophyta; Magnoliopsida; Fabales; Fabaceae
Product: CBS domain-containing protein CBSCBSPB1-like
Exons: 14
Coding region: 1-1632 (543 amino acids)
Molecular function (GO): protein binding
Source: RefSeq, a predicted model, not a curated record
AUGAUGUCAAGUCAAGGCGGUACUUCUCGAAAGAGCGUUUCGUUGACGAAUAGCCCUACGCGGGGAAGGAGGAAAGCUUAUAAGCAUGAGUUUAGUGCUCGCAAAUACAACACGUCACCGCGCGCCACCACGGGAGAGAGAACUGUGAAAUCAUUGCGGCUUUCAAAGGCAUUGACAGUUCCUGAAACAACAACCAUCUAUGAAGCUUGUCGUAGGAUGGCUGCACGCAAAGUAGAUGCUUUAUUACUAACUGAUUCCAAUGCUUUGCUCUGUGGAAUCCUCACUGACAAGGAUAUAGCAACAAGAGUUAUUGCCCGUGAGAUGAAUCUCGAAGAAACAACUGUUUCCAAGGUUAUGACAAGGAAUCCAGUGUUUGUUCUUUCUGACACUCUUGCUGCGGAAGCCCUCCAGAAGAUGGUGCAAGGGAGGUUUAGACAUUUACCUGUGGUGGAGAAUGGAGAAGUUAUUGCCAUUCUUGACAUAGCAAAGUGUUUGUAUGAUGCCAUUGCCCGUAUGGAAAGGGCUGCUGAGAAGGGAAAGGCAAUUGCAGCAGCUGUUGAAGGAAUCGAAAAACACUGGGGAACAUCUCCUUCUGCUUCUGGCUCCAAUUCGUCAUUCAUUGAGACUCUUCGCGAGCAGAUAUUUAAGCCAUCUUUGUCUACAAUUAUUCCUGAGAAUUCAAAGGUAGUAACAGUCUCACCAACGGACUCAGUUUUGACAACAACAAAGAAGAUGCUUGAACUCCGUGCAAGUUCUGCUGUUGUGACAGUUGAUGGCAAACCUCGUGGUAUCCUUACUUCACAGGAUAUCUUGAUGCGGGUAAUAGCACAAGGUCUUCCACCAUCUUCAACUCUUGUUGAGAAGGUCUUGACUCCAAAUCCAGAAUGGGGAACAAUUGAUACGCCAAUUGUCGAUGCCCUUCACACGAUGCAUGAUGGAAAGUUUUUGCAUCUUCCUGUGGUUGAUAGAGAUGGCUGUGUUAUUGCUAUGGUUGACGUGAUUCAUAUCACUCACGCGGCCGUGGCGACAGCUAGUCAGGUUGGAAAUAUUGCCAAUUUGAACAAUGAAGCUGCCAACUCCGUGAUACAAAAAUUUUGGGAUUCGGCCAUGGCUUUAACUCCAAAUGAUGAUGAAGACGAUUCACAUAGCGACAGUUCCUUGAAAAUGAUAUCAGAGGGAGAAACAGUGGGAUCCAUUUCUUAUCUUGCGUCAAACGUGCCGAACUCAUUUUCCUUCAAAAUACAAGAUAAGAAGGGCAGAUUGCAUCGGUUCGCAAGCGAUACUCGGAGCUUGGCAGAGGUUAUAACUUCCAUAGUUCAGAGAGUCGGUGAUGAUAUUGACCCCAAGAACUUGCCCCAAAUUUUGUAUGAGGAUGAAGAACAUGAUAAAGUUGUGCUGGCUUCAGACAGUGAUCUAACUGCAGCUGUGGAUCACGCGAAGACAGCUGGUUUGAAGGGAUUGAGAUUGCACUUAGACUACCCUGGAGCGCGUGAUUAUGGAACUGAUUCUAGUUCGGGGAAUUUGGAAAAUGCUAGUUCAGAAGCAUGGUCCUCAGCAUACAGCGCAGCUGCUGCUGGAGCUGCAAUCGUAGCUUGCAUAGGCCUAUUGGCAUACAUGAAGCGAAGUCAAUGA